Neopsephotus bourkii (Bourke's parrot) is the source of this 4513-nucleotide messenger RNA. It is a transcript of the gene AMER1, whose product is annotated as APC membrane recruitment protein 1. Gene Ontology annotation, molecular function: phosphatidylinositol-4,5-bisphosphate binding; beta-catenin binding. Lineage: Eukaryota; Metazoa; Chordata; Aves; Psittaciformes; Psittacidae. The record is from RefSeq and is a predicted model, not a curated record. The transcript has a single exon. Bases 232 to 3474 code for a protein of 1080 amino acids. Gene Ontology annotation, biological process: regulation of canonical Wnt signaling pathway. Gene Ontology annotation, cellular component: plasma membrane.
CAGCACGAUGUUUUUAUGCCCGUUUUAAGGAAUGGAAGGAACUGAGUGGCUUUUGGAGGCAUUUGCAGCUCCAGUCUUAGCUGGUGACCAAACUCUUCAUCUCUGGCUUUGUACCAUCUGCUGCCCUCCGCUCACAUCUCUCCCCUUUCUCUUUGCUUUAGCUCAGCUGUGAUGCCUCGAUCUCCGUGCCCAGAAGAGAACUCCGCUCCCAAAGUCACCCUUUCCAGCUAGAUGCACCCAAACCAGGCAGCUGCCAUGGAAACGGGCUGCACGGAGGAGUCUGCCCGGACCAGGACACAGUCAAUGGCCUGUGCUGGGGACCAGCAGCGGGAGGAGAGCAGGGACCAGCUCCCUGAGCAGGGCAGUGCCUCCAUCGCAGCCGCGGAGCCGCAGCCGGCACCCGGGAAGCUGAAGAAGACGGCGUUCAAGCUGUUUGGAGGCAAGAGGAGCAUCUGCACGCUGCCCAGCUUCUUCGGGGGCAGGAGCAAAGGCCAGGGCAAGGCAAACUCUAAGAAGGGCCUCAGUAAAUGUAAGACCCACGACGGGCUCAGCAGUGCUGCUUAUGACAAAGGUGGUGGGGUGCAGCUGGAAAGCCCUGCGGAGGGGAGCAGGGACCUGCAUCCCGGCCCUUUGCCGAGCUCCCAGAGCGCUCACGUUGCUGUAGACGCCAGCGCCAGGUUUGAGUUUGGCCAGCAGGACAGCUCACCACCAGGGAGCAUUGAGGGCUGUGAGAAAAAGCCCAAUGGAGAUAAAUCCUCUUUUCCCAGACCCAAAAAAGGCCUGAAAGGGUUUUUUAGCAGCAUCCGGCGUCACCGGAAGAGCAAGGCGGCCGAGUGUGAGAAAGCCGAGCUCCCCGAGUGGAGCGGGGACACCGAGGAGGCCAGCAGAGCUCCCGGAGGGGCAGCGGAGAGCCAAGGUGCUGCAGAGGGAAGGGGACUGGCACCGGUCCCUCCUGGCACAGCCUGCAUGGGGUGCCCGGAGGAUGAGCACUCCAUGGGCACUGCUGAUAACUGUGGGGAGGCCGAGCCCGGCUGCCUGACUGCUGCUGAGGGCAGCUCUGAGUGUGACACGGGGACAGUGCCAGGGAAGAGGGAUGCCCUGGAUACAAAACCAGAGGCUGACGCUGUUGUGUGCGCGGAGUUUGACCAUGGUAACAUGCUGAUGGCUUUUCAUCCAGACUUCAUGGACAAUGACCCCCCCUGCCUCAACUCUGGGGACCUGCUCAGCCUCAUCCUGGGAGAUGCUGCGUCCCUGAAGAGCUUUGACUCCCUGACGGGGUGUGGAGAUGACAUUGCUGAGCCCGACAUCGCCGAGAGCACCAUCUCUGUGGAGCGCAGCAGAGAUGCUGCGAAGCGGAGCUCCUGCCUGGUCACGUACCAGGGCGGUGGGGAGGAGAUGGCCAUACCCGAGGAGGCAGAGGAGUACCUCCACCACCUAUGGGGCAGCAACGUGCCAGGUGACAGGAGCUACGGAGCCCAGGUGUCGAGCAGCAGCCUGGAGACCCAUGCCUCGCAUGAGGCUGAAGCCCACCCCUUCAUAGGGGAUGCGAUGGAUGGCGUUGACCUCCUGACGCCACAGAGUGACCAGCAAGAGUCCGCCCCUAACAGUGACGAGGGUUACUAUGACUCCACCACGCCAGGGCCGGAGGAUGAUGCUGGGGACGGGCUGGGUGAGCUCAAGAAGGAUCGCCUGCCCCGGGACAGUUACAGCGGUGAUGCACUUUAUGAGUUUGAUGCGCUGAUGAGUCCCUCUCACGGGGAGGAAUCCCUGUUUGAAAGCAAACUCUCCCGCCCCGGGAUCUUCAGCUACUUCUUGGACUUCUGCCUCCCUGCCGAGAAGAGCCUGAUCCAGAUGAUCGACCAGAAAAGAGGGGUGAUGGAAAUGGAAGAAGAGGGGCUGGCGGCCAUUCAGAAAGAGCUGCUGUACUGGGAGCUGCAGCGGGAACCGGUCUUGAAACGCCUUGAUGCUCCCAGCAAGGAGAAGUGUCCCCUUGAGAAGCAGUGUGUUGAAUGUAAAACCAGAGCAGCCAGCUCAAUGGGCAAAAAGAGUGGCCUUGGUGGUGAGCAGGUGGCCUCGCACGCCCCAAACAGAGGGGGGAACAGCGCGGGUUCGGUGGCUAGAGCUGAAAAUCCAGACUGGAGGGGUUUUCCAGGGACUCUGUGUCCAGAAAACUGUUACAACAGCCCAAAAGCUGGAAGUUGCCUUAUUCAGCUCGUGCAGAACAACCCGGGGUUUGAGUCGGACCCAGACCGUGGGUUGUUCCGGGACUCCAUCCACGGCAGCGUCGCCCCAGCCAAAGCAGGGAUGUUCCCUGGCUACAGGCUCCCAGAGGAUGAGGAUGGUGAUGGAGAGGAGACCCCCAGCAGCAAGCCCCAGGUGGGCAGCGAGCCUGAGCAUGCUGUGAGCUUCUCACAAGCUCUGGUGGAGUUCGCCAGCAGCGGGACCCUCUUCUCCAGCCUGUCCGAAAGCCUGGGCAGCUCAGCCUCCGGCUCCUCCUUCACCCAGAACCUCCCUGCCCUCCCCACCAUGGUCACCUUCGACGUGGUCGACGUGGAGCAGGAAGGAGAAGGGGAGUGCGAGCAGCAUCCGGACAUGACUGCGGGCGAGGACAUUGCCGAGGCCUUUGAGGACAGCUACGGGCAGAAGGAGUCGUUGGCUGAAUGUGACGAGCGAAUGUCCCCGGGGUUCGCCCCGGGCUCCUUCCAGAGCUGCGACUGGGGCGUCACCAGCCUGCCCCGGCACCUGCGCCUGCACGGGCUGAGCCCCUCCAUGGCACCACUCUCCAUGGACCGCAGGAGCCGGUCGCUGGACACGGAGAGCCUGGAGUUCGAGCUUGCUGAGCCCCAGGCUGCCAGGGGCGGCCCCCAGCCCGGCCGGCUCUGGGCGAAGCGGGACGGUGGAGCGAGGAGGAGCAGGAGCAAGGAGGAGGGCGAGCUGGUGGCUCCCGAUGGCGGAUUGAGCUGGCCGGGCUUGCAGCACCUCCAGCACGACCCCAACACGGGGAUGGAGCUCUGGGAGUUCACUCCAGCCACCGCCAUGGAUGGUGCCUGGGAGCCCCCGGAGCAGCCGGGCCCCGUGUCCCCUUUCUUGCCUCUUUCCCAGAGCAUCUCUGGGGAGUCUCCAGAGCCGGAGCUGAGCAGGCCCCCGCUCAGACCCCACAACUUGCCUCUGCAGCCUGACGCGAGGUGGUCCCGGGAGGCAGCCGGUUCCUACAGGUACCGUGGAGAUGCCGCCACCAAAACCUUGCCCCAUUUGGUACCCUCGGGCGGGACGGAGCCCGAGCUGCCCCCAGGCUUUGGGUUCGCUUGUUCCCCGGAGAAGCGCGGCAAGUGCAAACCCGUGGGCAUCGCCCAGGGCGUUCCGCAGCAUCCCAGUGGUUCCAUGCAGAGCCCGGAGCGCUGUGGAGAGCCCCUGAAGGGCAGAGCCCCCCCUGGUGCCCGCAGCGCUGCCCUCGGCCGCACCGACGCCGAGUAGCUGCUCCGGGGAGGGAGCAGCAGGGGUUGCAAAGGGAGGGAGGAAAUAAAGCAGUGAGUGACUUGAAACAAGACCUGGGCUGAGGAGCUCCUCUGCUGCAGCCCUGGCCAUGCUCUCGGUGCUGCGGAUGCUCUGCCAGGGCUCGGGGUCGCCUGCGGGAUUUGUGUGUUAACACUGGGGCACCUUCGUGUUGCCCCCGCGUGUGCUCGCGUUGCUGCUGGAGUGAGAGCUGGGAAUGGACCCUUGGCAGGGUUAGGGUUUUCCUGCAGGAUUGGAGCCUGGGGAAGCUGUUGAGGGAAAUCCCAGCCGGGGGGGGGGGGUUCUUCCUCUUCUUGGUGAAACGUUUUGGUUCAGGCUCACACUGAAUGUCUCCAUCUCAGCCUCCCUUUGGGGAGGAGGGAUGUUGUUUCCAGAGUGAGGAUGGAGGAGACUCAGCCAAAAGGGGAACUUUGCCGUCACACUCUUAUUUAUUACUCCUUUUCCCUGGCCCCAAGGAGAGCAGGAGCUGGUGUGUGCGUGCUCAUCGCGUCCCCAGGUCUAGUUUCGAUUUGCUCAGAGAUGUCACACUUGGAGAGAUGUGCUGUCCCUCUCAAGAACAAAGCCUCGGUCCCUUCUGUGUCGUGGUCUGCCUUCAGUGUAGAAUUCCAGUUGCAGCCUUUCCCGUGCAUUGUCCCAGGCUCCUGCCCUCUCCCACGCCGUGGGCACAGGGAUGAGGUCUUUGGAAUAAGCUAACUCCGCCUCGUGCCUGUAGCUGUGAAGUUGCAGGUGUUGUUACUUCCUUCAGAAGGAAGGUCUGGGGUUGGUUUCUUUAAUGUCCAUUACUUGAUGCUUGCUUUCUUUGCCUAGACUCAUGCGAGGGAAGCGUUCUGAUGGUUGGAACACAGAAUGUACCAGCCUCAGCUGGGCUCCACGGCCUCCUCCUCCUGCCUGGAGGGGAUGGAAGGGAUGGAGGUCGCUGCAGGUUUGGGAUUUGGUUUUCCUGUUUGAGGGAGUGUGGAGGAGGGACACGAGCUGAGACGAGCUCCUGCAGGCGUCCGCU